This is a messenger RNA of Cervus elaphus (red deer), 3021 nucleotides long. It is a transcript of the gene VSTM5, whose product is annotated as V-set and transmembrane domain containing 5. Bases 93 to 695 code for a protein of 200 amino acids. The transcript is spliced from 4 exons. The record is from RefSeq and is a predicted model, not a curated record. NCBI's taxonomy places the organism in Eukaryota, Metazoa, Chordata, Mammalia, Artiodactyla, Cervidae. Gene Ontology annotation, cellular component: axon; plasma membrane; dendrite. Gene Ontology annotation, biological process: positive regulation of excitatory synapse assembly; filopodium assembly.
UCCGGGGCCGGCGGGACGCAGCCGAGGAGGCGGGGCGCGCGCGGGCCGCGCCUUCGCGCCCGGGACGCCGGUGCGGGGCGGCCGGCGCGCUCAUGAGGCCGCCGCCGGGCGGGAGGACGCGGAGCCGCGGCCUCUCGCUGGGAGUCCUCGCCCUCUGCGUGGCCGCCGCCCGCUGUCUGCAGAGUCAGGGCGUAUCUCUGUACAUUCCCCAGCCAGCCAUCAACGCCACGGUGGAAGAGGACAUCCUGCUCUCGGUGGACUACUCCUGCGACGGGGUCCCCACCAUCGAAUGGAAGUACACGUCCAGCUGGGGAGUGCAGAAGAUCGUGGAGUGGAAGCCAGGGACUCAGGCCAACAUCUCCCAGAGCCACAAGGACAGGGUGUGCACCUUCGACAAUGGCUCCAUCCAGCUCUUCAGCGUGGGCGUGCGGGACUCCGGCUCCUACAUCGUCACGGUGACCGAGCGCCUGGGGAGCAGCCGGUUUGGCACCAUCGUGCUGCACGUCUCAGAGAUCCUCUAUGAAGACCUGCACUUUGUCGCUGUCUUCCUUGCUUUUCUCGUUGCUGUGGCCGCACUGCUGAUCAGCCUCAUGUGGGUUUGUAAUAAGUGUGCCUAUAAAUUCCAAAGGAAGAGAAGACACAAGCUCAAAGAGAGCACAACGGAGGAGAUUGAGCUGCAGGACAUAGAGUGUUAGCCAAGGCCAGACCCAGUGACAUUCCUACCUCAAGAGGAAGACGUGAUUUUCCCACGAAAGGAAGACAUGCGGCCAGUCCCGCCCGAGCCUCUUGUUCUGCCAUAGCCACCCGUUGCUGCUGGGGUAGCUGCAUGCUGACGAAGCUGACUGCCUGGAGCUGGACUCUGGAUUGGACCAUGUCAGUCCCAGUGGUGUGGAGGUCAGCGAGGAGGAGGGUGGUGCUAUGGGCCGGCGCUGUGCCCGGCCGUGGGGCCGCAGCGGCCCAGUGCCCCAUCUGCUUCCUCACUGCACUCUCCUCCGGCGAGGCAGAGGGUGGUGGCGGGGUCCCCAUGCCUGUGUGCCCUGUGCUCAGGCAUAUCUGAGUCUGUGACCCUGCGGACUAUAGCCCACCAUGCUCCUCUGCCCAUGGGAUUCUCCAGGCAAGAACACUGGACAGGGUUGCCAUUUCCUCCUCCAGGGGGUCUUCCCAACCCAGGGGUCGAACCCAGGUCUCCUGUGGCUCCUUGCCUUGCAGGUGGGUCCUUUACCUCCUGCGCCAUCGGGAAGCCCCAUAGCAGAGGCGGGAGUGUUUCCAGACCAAGCGUGCAGCGCUGUAACACGCUCUCUGUGCCCUGGUCUUCUCUGCCUGUGGCCGCUUCCAGCUUCUCCCGUGGGGACCGCUGUGAACACCUCUCAGAGCAGGGAGGGCACCCCCCUCCUCCCUGUGGCUUGGAGCUUUAGGGAGAAGAGCUAAAUUUGUUCUGGGGGACCACCAUUGGGAACAAGGGACAGGGAGAGAAUCGCCUUUCUUUUCCUCUCUCACUCCAGCGUUAAUUAGACUUUCCCUCCUGAGGCCCCAGGGGAGGCCACUGUGAGGAGAGCGGCUCAUCACGCGGGCAGCCCCCUGACAAGCUGGGGAUGCCGCCUGUGUGAAGGCUGCGGCCACAGGAUGGGCAGGAAAGUCAGCGCAGGCUUCGAACCUGCCCCCUCAGUCACUCAGGCUUCCCGGCACGCCAGGGCCUCGCUGGCUCCCAGCGGGCUGGGGAACACCUGGCCCUCAGCUACCUCACCCUCAGAGCAUCAAGGGAAGCCCACAGUAGCACAGAGCACUCCGAGCAAUUAAAGGAAGCUGUGAAGACUCUUCCAGAGCCUAGGAUGCAAUGAGCGCUAUGGCGGGUCCUGGAGAAAGUCAAGCGCCCUGGAGUACCGGGGCUCCAGGUGCCACUGGGGAUGGGUCACAGCUGGCCCUGGCCCUUAGCCUCCGAAGUCACUGGCCACCGUGGGUACCUGUAUCUCUCCAUGCCAGCCUCCUUUCAGCAAGCUCUAAAGCAGGCCUGAAUUUAUCUUCCGUUCUCCUUUUCCUCUCCAACAUUCUUAGCUACAAAUCAAAGGUACCACUCCAUUUAUUGGUGGAAUUUGACCUUAUUACCUGUGUCCCCAGCCCUCGCUGCAGAUUCACCCAUGCACACAUGAAGGAGACCUAGAACAUUGUCUUCUCCCUCCCUCCAAGUCCCCAGUGUCCACAUCGCUUCCAGAAAGUUGCCUGGAGACAUUAGUAUGAGGCUUUUGCCUACACACUGUCUCCAGGGUUACAGGAAGGAAUCUUUUGGGGUUACAGGAGCUAUCAUCUAUCCAAAGGCAUUACUUGAUUCAGAAUGCCAGAGAGCAGCUAAUCUGCAUGACUGGCUUGUAGCCCAAGCGCAUAACAGACACGGGUCACCUCGGGCCAACUCUCAGUCACAGAGGUGUACACAGACACACCUGUGCCCCUUCCCCAUGCAGCAGCCAGUGGAACCAGACCUCCACCAUGGAGAAUGGGUUUCUUGUACUGGUCUCCAGCACCAUGAGGAAGCAGGAUGAGACACGCCAGAAAGGAUCAAGGAUAACCUGACUGUUCCUUUUUUGCACAGAGAGCCCAUCAGCAGGAAAUCGGUUUAAAUCUAGUUAGCCGGCAGAACCUCUGUCCUCUUGACACCUUACCUGCUUUCCAGAACUCUGCCUCUCCGCUUCUCAGAAGUCAGGGGUGGUAAUCUUAAUAAAAGGAGAAGUGGAAAAGAAUACCCAGCGAGAGGUAUCAAUCCAGAUAUAAAUUAAAUUUGCUCCCCUGCCCCAAAUCUUCAUCAAAGGUUGUUCCUUCAGCUUUCCAUGUCUAUUUUGCACUUUGAAAGCUCCGCCCAGUUUGAAUAUUCCUGUGGAAAGUUCUUGAGCCUGGGAGUUCUAUUUUCCAAAAAAGAAAAUAGUAAAUCAUAGAGGUUUAGCCACUGAACAUGUUAAACUGUAAGUUAUGUUUCAAGCUGUGAAAAAAAAUAAACUGUUUUAAAGGCUGAAAUAAAACCUGAAAAUAAAG